Molecule: messenger RNA, 1269 nt
Organism: Nematolebias whitei (Rio pearlfish)
Lineage: Eukaryota; Metazoa; Chordata; Actinopteri; Cyprinodontiformes; Rivulidae
Product: iroquois-class homeodomain protein IRX-5
Exons: 3
Coding region: 44-1198 (384 amino acids)
Biological process (GO): cell development; regulation of transcription by RNA polymerase II; neuron differentiation
Cellular component (GO): nucleus
Molecular function (GO): RNA polymerase II cis-regulatory region sequence-specific DNA binding; DNA-binding transcription factor activity, RNA polymerase II-specific
Source: RefSeq, a predicted model, not a curated record
GGUGUGACUUCCUGUUUGUGGAAAAGUUCGCUCGGUUCCGCUCAUGGCCUUCCCCCGGGGCUUCCUCUUCCAGCCUUCUCUGGCUUUGCCCUUCGGUUCCGGGCUCAUCCUGGGACCCAGGACGGAGGAGUUCGGCCGCUCCGGUUCCGGUUCUGCCUUCGCUCCGUACUCAGCCCCGGCGGCUUCUCACCUGCGGUUCGGCUCGGAGCCUCGGGCCGCCGGAACCAUCAGCUCCUAUGUGAGUCCGAGCUACGAUCCGUCCUCCAGCAUCUCCGGGUCCUUGGACUACCACCCGUUUGGGCCCCUGGGGCCCUACGCGUACGGGGACCCCACCUACAGGAAAAACGCCACCCGGGACGCCACGGCCACGCUGAAGGCCUGGCUGAGCGAGCACAGGAAGAACCCGUACCCCACCAAGGGGGAGAAGAUCAUGCUGGCCAUCAUCACCAAGAUGACGCUGACGCAGGUGUCCACCUGGUUCGCCAACGCUCGGCGCCGGCUGAAGAAGGAGAACAAGAUGACCUGGACCCCCCGGAACCGGAGCGAGGACGAGGAGGAGGAGGACAACAUGGACUUGGAGCGUCACGAGGAAGACGAGGAGCUCGUCAAGCUGAACGAUGAAGAGCUGGAGCUGAGGCGAGAGACGGCCUCCUGUCAGUUGAUGUUCCGGGAUGACAUCAGUACCGACCACGGCCCCACAGAUCUGGACUCUGGGGACCGGAGGCUGCCCUACGUCCCGGGCCCUGUCUCUGUAUCUGGAACUACUCCUCCAAGCGGGUCCCUGGAGACCCUCGGAGUCUCGGGGUCAGAGUUCACCUCGUUGUCGAGCUCGCCCACUAAGGAUCAGCUGGACUCCUGUGGCGCCGUCCAGGGGCCAAACCUGACCCCAAAACCCAAACUGUGGUCCCUGGCUGAGAUCGCCACAUCUGCAGACAGAAGCACAGGAAGCAGUGACUCCUCACAGAGCAGGGGGCGGAGCUCGCUGUCCCAUGGCCCCGCCCUGCCACGGCACCUGUACUACUCCUCCCCCUUCAUGUCCGAAUACUCGAGCUUCAGGCCCCUGGGGCCCCUGCACGGAGGCUCUCAUUUAAACGGAUUACAGCAGAAGAUGCUGCAGCAGGCCGAGGCGGCAACCCGUGACUGCCGACCGCGGAGUCAGAACCACACGGAGCUGCAGAGAGGCCUGAUGAAGGCGUAGACCGCCACCAACUGGACCCGCCGCUGGUGUUGGGUCCACCAGGGGAACCUGCAGCUCCCAGACUUUUGUUC